This is a messenger RNA of Stylonychia lemnae, 726 nucleotides long. The record is from the annotation of a GenBank genome assembly. Lineage: Eukaryota; Ciliophora; Spirotrichea; Sporadotrichida; Oxytrichidae.
AUGUUUUUGCUUCCAUUCAUUUCUCCUUUUAUUUAACCUCGACUUUCAAAGCACGAAGUUAAACAACUUAAAGCAGUUUAUGCUAAUAUGAUGAAUGAUGAUAAAAGUCAGAAUAAAUUGAAAAUGAAUGCUGAAAAGCUUGGAAUAUUAAUGCUCUUGAACCCUUAAUUGAAGCCAUUUUUGAGAGUUGACGAUAUAGACCCAGAUUUAGCAUAACCUUAAGCUGUUUAAGAGUUAUCCUAAUCAAAAGAAAAUACAAUUUCAGAGAAUUCUCAAAGAAAUCUGGUAUUUUAUAAUCCUUAAGACAAGCCAUUGACAUUUGAAUUAUAUGUUAAAGAAUAAAAUCAGAGAGGGAUUUACGGAACUUAAAUUUAAGAAAAACAGUAUUAAUAAUAAACUGCUAAUAAAAUUUAAUAAUCAUAAAUUUAAAAAUCAAAUAGAGCAAUUACAUAGAGCCAUUUUGCAGCCAAAUAAAGAAACUAAUCAACAGGAUUUUCUUCAUAAGAAAAACAUACAGGUUUAAUAAGGUCAAAGUAUAUUGAUGAAAGAUAAUAAAAGGAUUAUGAUCAAAUGCAAAAUCUGUAAAACAAUACAAAUCAUAAGCAAAGAACUCUGACCUUAGACAACAACAAUUAACAAGAAAAAGUUAGAAUCUUUAGGGUCGGCAAACAAAUACUAUACGACACUAGAGAUUUUAUUCCGUUAAUUAUGAUUAGCCAACUUUGA